This is a messenger RNA of Coregonus sp. 'balchen', 16448 nucleotides long. The record is from the annotation of a GenBank genome assembly. Lineage: Eukaryota; Metazoa; Chordata; Actinopteri; Salmoniformes; Salmonidae.
AUGAGCAGUAGCCGACCCCCAUACUCAACUCUGUUCUACUCCCGUCGCGGUGGAAAAGCUUCAGCUCUCCCCAAUGGGACGCUACCGAGAGGUGCCCAAGUUUAUGCCAGAGACAAUUAGGACCCAACCAAAUUUUAAUCAGAGAACCAAAGACAGACUUUCAUGGUGAAAAUCACUACAAUCACGGUGGUCCACAACAACCGAAUGUUCUGGUUUUCAGGGGAAAUGGAAAGAGAGCCUGUGAUGCAACUUCCACUUUUGGACGUUAACAAGGGAUAAGGACACGCCUGACGCCCAAACCGAUAUUUCAUUUCAGAGUUUAUUCAAAUUAGUUUAGGGUAAGGGUUAGGGUUAAGGGUUUGGUUAAGGUUAGGGUGAAGGUAAGGGUCAGUUUUAGGUUUGGCUAGGCGAUGUAGUAUCUUAAACAGUCUAGAAAUGCUGAUUGUUGCAGAAAGUGUGAUAGAGGGAACUUGGCCCUAAGAUUUUGCUGAUGUGGCAAAAUGGUGUACUCUACUGUGCUGGAAACAUCUGGAAAGUAUUACUAAAUUCCUGGAAAAGAGGAUAUGUAAUGGCCAGGGAUUGGAUGUUAGAAUCACGCCAUGCUCUGGCCAUGUAUGAUAUAAAUGCCAUGUCUUGAACAGAGAGGGAGAACAGCAAAAAUACUGAUUGGCUGUGCUGUCUCACAGAUAUCUGCAGAAUCUGUCAAAUUCUGAUGCUGGAACCUUUGUUAUAAUAAACCUUUGAAAACAGAGUACAGUGUCGGCGGAUUCCUUAUCAUUACAGCAUGGACCAGCAAGGGUGUGUCUUUUAGACACUACAGCGAUUUAAGCUUCAGCUGUGUCCUUAUAGUCUCUCCGUUAACAAGGCGACACUCCAUCUUAACUCCUCCUCCACAUUUACUGGAUUGGUUGAACAGUGCAGAAGAGAACAUCCUCCAACUUUUUUUAUUUCUUCUUCUUGUCAAGACCAGUAUGUAGGGGGAUCUAGUUUCAGGCGUUUCUUUUAUGCCUGUUACGUUAGGUUACCCUGAUGCUGGCUACACUAGCUAACGUUAGCUAGUACUUCCCUGACCGUACUGUGGGACAGCACGCAAGAGCAAAGGACACUGUGCCCGGACAGCCCGGUUGUUGUGUUGCUGGCAUAACGUGCAUGCUCCCCUCUCCCCAUUGAUUGAGUAGACUGUACACGGUGUACCAAUCAUGGUACCAAUAUUAUAAGUCAUUUCUCCUGUAGGCUGCUAUCUUACUCUAAAUAAAUAAGUAUUGGGAGGAAGAAAGUUGGCCAUGUUAGCUACUGCCGGCGACAUAGUGAUACAGCUGCCCUAGGGAAGCAACUCACGUCAGCAAGCACUUCAAUACAACAUGUUAGCUAAUUAGCAUGUCACUGUGACAUCCAGUUGGUGACCGAUAUUACAAGUUAUUUCUCCCUUGCCCAUCGAAAUAAACAUAACUUCCUUUUAACAAUUUUAAUAACAAUAACUUUUAAUUAGCACCUGGCUGUUGCUGCCAGCAUAACUAGCUAGCUAGCUAUUGUGUUGGUUUGUUCGAAGUCUGAGGCCUUUUCUCAAUUAGAUUUGAUCAACUCCUUUUGAAAAAGGUAAUCGAGGAAAGGGAAAGUGCACGAAAAUAUCAGGCAAAUGACGUUUACAGGUUGGAAUCCCAAAAUAAAAUAAUAUUUUUUUUUAAACGAAUUUAGCACUGAGGAGGAUGGUCCUCCCCUUCCUCCUCUGAGGAGCCUCCACUGGGGCCUACAUAAAGCUGUCCCAACAGCAGAGCUUUCUUUUCAGCACUAUGGAGUGACACCGCUACACCUGGCUAUCAGCGGAGCCUUGUCUGGCAGCGAAACAGUUCAUUCAGCCUCAUUUACGGCCUUUAAGAAAAAACAUAGUUGAAAUGGCUGACUUGCUUAAACAAAUGUGGUUUCUACUGACAAUUGAGAUGUACAAACUAUGGCAUAAGGGAAUGUGAACAGAUAAGAGGCAAUCCGUAAUUUUGAUUAAGACAUUAAUAAGCGAGCUCAGACGGACGUAGUCAAUAUAACUAUUUGUUCAGCACUUUUGAAAUGUACAGCGACAGAAUUCAGAACAUGGGCCUUUCUUACAGUAUUCUCCCUGCACACCAAGUCAGAACCGUAGGAUGAAUAAAGGGGACAUAUAAGCAGACAAUGAAAGCUCUUACAAUAUUCAAUGAUUACAUUUCUCUAAAAGUCAGAACAAUAUGCUAAGUUAUGAGGGGGGAAGUGACCAAAUUAUUAGGGUGAGGCACAUGGGCUACUAACAGCUUACUACACAACAUACACUUAGUAUUACUUUCUUAGCUACAUUAUACAUAUCUCCCUGGCAUAUUACAUCAUUGAUGCAGCAGCAUAUAAUACAUUUUUGGACUCACCUUGUUGUGCUGUGCUCACUUGAACAGGAAGGUGGCGCGGCGGUCCUUCUUGUGGGAAAAUGUUGUCAUCAAACUUUGUCAUCAAAGUCUGGCAUUCUCUGGAUUUAUGGUGCUUUCAAGACAACUGGGAACUCUGGAAAAAAAACAAGGUUGACUCAUGACAUCAGUGAUCUUCUGGUUGGAGCUCUAGAAAGAGGCCUGAGUUCCUGACUUGGAAUACCGAGUUGGAUGACCGUUCAAAACGUAUUUUAACAGUCGGAGCUCGUUUUUUUCAGAGUUCCCAGUUGUCUUGAACUCACUGAAGUCUGAGAUUUCCCAGUUCCGAGUUGCCAGUUGUUUUGAACGCAGCAGAAAUCAUGCUGGAUUAACAGCAUGGCCAAUGUAUUCAAACUUUUCUGGCCCUUGGCAUGUGAAUGUUUAUUAUUUUAAGCUUGGAAAAGAGACCCUUAAACCCAGACUUGGACCACACACCCACUCCAUUGAAUAGCAGGCUAGUGAUUGCUUUGCAACGCUUGCAGUUAGCCAAUGAUUCCUUCCAAACCACUCAUUGUUGAAUUUGCGAUUUCCAACUUGUUGUGUAAUGUUUAUGUCCAAUGGCCGAUGAGCAUCGUUACGUUUUAUCUAUAAUUUCUCAAAAUAUGACAAGGAUUGAAAAGGAUUUGCGAGUAGAUUGUCGACUUGAUUCAUGAUGAUGACAGCUUGUCUCGCUUGCUAGCUAAGAUUUUGAAAGUAUGAUGUUGACAUGAUCAGUCCAAUCUGAACUACGGUAGAUAUAAUGUGAUUUGACAUAAUUGUAUCUGUGGCCAAUGACCUUGAUGGGCACUUCUAAUGUAAAUCUAUGGCAGCAACCAAGGGGCUUGAAUUUGAGCUCUCCCCGUAGAUUUGGCUGUGACGUCGUAUCCCCAUGAGUGACAGAACACUGAGCCAAUCACGGCGCAGCUAGUGAACAUUACCAAUCCCUACGCUCCGUAUUUUCAGAAGGCUGCCCCACCACAACAGAAAGCACUGAGCUAGGCUGAAACAUCUGCAUUUUGACAGCAAAGACAGCAAAAAAGAGAGUGUUUGUAUGCUGCUUUAUAUAUUUUACAUUGUUUGCAAAUUGAUAUGUGACACGUAUUAAUGCCAAAAUAACAUGCAAAGCAGGCAAAAAAAUAAUGUAAAAGUGUAUUUAUUUAUUUUUGUAGCUAAAUGGGUGGGUCUCUGCCCAUUUGCCCUGAAUGACGGUCGCCACUGCAGCGCAUAGCUGUUGAGCAGACCACCACCUAUCGACGAUAGUAUCGUUAACCAAUCAUGUCAAUGCGGAGCCCUCCACAUUUCUACAACAUUUGUGAGGCGCACGGCGAUGCGUAGGUACUGAGCUCAAUUUGGCAUCUGCAUGCAUGCUGAGCCACUGACCACAUUUUCAUAUCAAGCAUAAAUUGGCUUUUAAGGUCAGGGUUUAGGGUAGUCCCUACCCAAGGAUUCCGGAUAGCACUAACCGUAUCAUUAAUGAAAGCGCUGGUCGGCAGUCCAACUCUAGCGAGCUUGUGUCGGAACUAUUACACUGUCGAAAUAGUUUCCACACGGAUGUAAAAGCGAGACCUUUCGUCUUUUGCAAACUUGGAGUAAACGUGGCUAUUAUUAACCUCAUUAUCAUACCUAACGUUUUCGGAUGUAACUGCAAGGAAGACUCAAGAUGGAAAGACACAUCCGUGGGGGAAAAGGUAAAAUAAUACUUAUCUAAAGAAGGUAUAUAGCUAUAGACCGUUGUAGUAACUAGCAAUAUGGCGAGCUAGCUAGCUAAGUGGCUAACUUCCUGAAACCGAAUGUUGAUGAACAUGAACAAAAAAUACUUAUAAACCAACUCUUUGUCUCAAAGUAGGUUUGAUGUUGUAAUAGGCGAUUCCAUCCCAGCGUGGCUUGAAAAUAUCUCGGAUUGUUCAGGCAGUUGUCACAGACCUAAAUAGGGAGGAAGAAUGUUUAAGACUCUUUAAUCCUGAAUGCUGAUUGGUUAAAACCGCAUUCCAGCCGGUGUCUAUUCCACAAAUUACCAUCAACUAAAUCUAAUACGUUAAAAUGCAUAUUUACACUGUUCCAUCUGACUGCGCAAUCCACUGUCUCAUCAACCCAGUCAAGCUCUUUAUGAACUUGAUCAACACAAUAAAAAGCAUCUAGACAUUAUCUCACAAUUCUUUUAGACUAACAUUUAAUUUUCAACAGUAGAGAUUUGUAUAAACCUUGCUGUCUGCCUCUCCGACAUUUGCAACAUUGUUUCAAUAUUCAAAUUCAAUCUCCUGCUGUCCCAUAGUAUAGGCGAUAUGCACAGGCGAGCAUGACGUAUUUCCGGUUAAAUCUCAGGAUGGAUGUAAACUUCCGGUUAUCGUAGAAUGCUGUGCUACCGUAUGCUAGCAUUGAAUGCUUGUCGUCAAAAACAUCCGAAACGGUUAAUUUUCGUCGUUGUUGUUGUUUAUCUUAAUGUUUAUGUUAAUGUUUUUACUUGUAAUACUUUGUCUUGACUUAUAACAUGAUGACGUGUAAAUGUACGAAAGUGUCCUUUCAAAAACGGGAUGACAGCUCUUCCAGCCAUCACUGCUGUGUGCCGCAGUGUCUGUCAGAUGCAAUUCUUCUGUUAGUUUUUUUUAUUUUCCCAAAGACAGUGAAUUACAUAAACGGUAUGUGAUUAACAUUCGACGAGUCAACUUUCUUACAACAAACACACGAGUCUGCAGCCGACACUUUCUAAGUGAAGAUGUGAUAGAGCCUCCGACUCCAGCUGGGCGCAGACGUCUGAAGAAGGGAGCUGUUCCAGUGCUGUUUCAAUGGACUUGCCAAUAAUAACAAUGGCUUUCCUUCAAUUUGUGUAGGCCAUGGUCAAAUCUCAGGAACUUGCAGUCUAUGUAGCUGGCUAAAAAAUUUUUGGCUACAGUUGGGCAUUUCAUUUCAACUAGACCAAAUGAUGGUUGCUCAAGUGGGUCAUAUACCAGCCCAUCAGGCAAUGCACCCAGCCAAGGUGCGUCCAGAUGCACGACUAGCCCACACUUUGUCAGAUUAAGAUUUUUUAGAACUGCAUAGUCCUUCAAUGCACCUGCUUCCAUUUCCAGCCCCCUUUUCAUUAGUGGUGUUUGUCUUGUCCCUCUGAUAAUUAUUUCUGCCAGUUUUUUUGCUGUGCUUGUACCUCUAACAUGGCUUACCUCCCGGAAAUGUGAAGCAGUCACUCUCUCCUUCCUCAGUGAAUGACACUCGGGUGUUUCACUUUGGCAUCUGGUUGCUUCCUCAAUCAGGUGUGACUGUGACAAAGUCACAGACAGAGAACUGAGGUGAAGCUUUUCUUGAUCCGUCAUGAUCUCGUAUGAACAGUAUGUUGGUUGUAAAUGGUAGCCGUCCAGGGGCACUUUUGGGAACGGUGGUGCAUCCUCAUGGAUGACAACACUGUCAGGUGGAGGUGGUGGGUGUUGAUAUGACAGGAUACUGCCAGUUUGUACCUUGACAAAAAUGGAGUCCACGAGUGGUUUGUCAGAUUCAUUCUGCAGAUAAGGGGAAGAGAGUCUGGUUCCAUGUCAGCAUAGGCAGGUAGUGGGUUGAGGGUUGAUGGGUCUGGUAGCUCACCGCUGUAGCCCUUGUAAAUUGUAGAUCUGGAAUAACAAUAUCAGGAAAAGUAAAGGGUUCACUAGGAAAUACACCAGAAUCUAACAGCGAUUAAUAACAAUUCUUUCGCAACACAUUGUAGUCUGCCUAUUUAAUUGGACUGUAACAUAUUCCACUCAGCUAUUCUUCAAACUGCUGAUGUUCUACUCAAAACUGUCCUGUCAUCUUUACUUCUUUCUUUAUAAACAUAUGGCCCAACUUCCUUGCUUUUGUACUUGAUGUUUCUACUUUUCAAGAGGAAUUGGACUCUGCAUACCUAAUUCCGCUUGCUGGAGUAGCAUCUGGUUUGGGCUUCACUACAAACAUGGCAUCCACAGGUCCUGGCUUCACUCCCUAUUUAUUUAUGAGAUGGUAUUAGGAGAGAUGCUAGUAUGCAUGUGACACAACUGUCUGGUAUUGAAAUGAUACAAACCAUUGUUUGUGGUUUAUGCCACUUCUGCUCUGUUUCAGUGCACGAAAGUACAGGAGGGAUGACAGACAUGCCACAUUCAGAGUAAUGGGCAGUCUGAUAUAGUAAUGCAACCAAAUGACUGCAUAUCCCACACCCAGCCACACAAACAGUAGCUUUUAACAGGCACAACUGGCUGUGAAUCACGCAAUGUCAUCUGAAAUACACAGAAGCAUAAUUUAAUGGGUUUUGAAAGACGAGGGUCUACAGCAGCAGGAGUAGGAGCAAAACUGGUUCUUUCUACUUUUUACUGGUGUAAGCAACUUAUCUACUGUCUCGUGUCACAUUUGUGCUUUCUGCAUCACUUUCCUACUGUCUUGCACCACUUGGCUAUUGUCUUGUGCCAUUUACAGUGGGGGAAAAAAGUGUUUAGUCAGCCACCAAUUGGCUGACUAAACGUGGCUGAGGUGCACCCAUGACCAGCUCGGAAACCGGAUUGCAUAGCGGAGAAGGUACGGUGGGAUUCGAAAUGGUUGGUGAUCUGUUUGUUAACUUGGCUUUCAAAAACUUUGGAAAGGCAGGGCAGGAUGGAUAUAGGUCGGUAACAGUUUGGAUCUAGAGUGUCACCCCCUUUGAAGAGGGAGAUGACCGCGGCAGCUUUCCAAUCUCUGGGGAUCUCAGACGUUACGAAAGAGAGGUUGAACAGGCUAGUAAUAGGGGUUGCGACAAUUUCGGUGGCUAGUUUUAGAAAGAAAGGGUCCAGAUUGUCUAGCCCAGAUGAUUUGUAGGGGUCCAGAUUUUGCAGCUCUUUCAGAACAUCAGCUGUCUGAAUUUGUGUGAAGGAGAAGCGGGGGGGGGGCAUGGGCAAGUUGCAGCGGAGGGUGCAGAGCUGGUGGCCGGGGUAGUGGUAGCCAGGUGGAAAGCAUGGCCAGCCGUAGCAAAAUGCUUGUUGAGAUUCUCGAUGAUCGUAGAUUUAUCGGUGGUGAUAGUGUGUCCUAGCCUCAGUGCAGUGGGCAGUUGGGAGGAGGUGCUCUUAUUCUCCAUGGACUUUACAGUGUCCCAAAACCUUUUGGAGUUAGUGCUACAGGAUGCAAAUUUCUGUUUGAAAAAGCUAGCCUUUGCUUUCCUAACUGCUUGUGUAUAUUGGUUCCUAACUUUCCUGAAAAGUUGCAUAUCGCAGGGGCUAUUCGAUGCUAAUGCAGUACGCCACAGGAUGUUUUUGUGCUGGUCAAGGGGAGUCAAGUCUGAGGAGAACCAGGGGCUAUAUCUGUUCUUAGUUCUAUAUUUUUUGAAUGGGGCAUGUUUAUUUAAGUUUGAGAGGAAAUUACUUUUAAAGAACAACCAGGCAUCCUCUACUGACGGAAUGAGAUCGAUAUCCAUCCAGGAUACCUGGGCAAGGUCAAUUAGGAAGGCCUGCUCGCUAAAGUGUUUUAGGGAGCGUUUGACAGUGAUGAGGUGUGGUCGUUUGACCGCGGACCCAUUAUGGACGCAGGCAACAAGGCAGUGAUCGCUGAGAUCCUGGUUGAAGACAGCGGAGGUGUAUUUAGAGGGUAAGUUAGUCAGGAUGAUAUCUAUGAUAUUUAUUAUGUACGGUUCACGGAUCGUAGGGUCUUACAGGAGGCAUGUAUAGGCAGGUGCUAAAGUUCUCCGUCACUGCGAUGGAUUUCCUUCAUAUGAAUUCUGGAGAGGUCGUUUUUGUCAUCCGUGUAGAUCCGCAAUAAAAAUCUCCGGGGUGGGUGGGCUGGUUUGGAGAUGACAUAGCCUAAUACAGACCGAAGCAUGUCUGUUCUACGAAAUAUAUUCCCAAAUAAAUUUAUUCUAAAAAAUAAAAUAAAUAUCUGUUACGCUGUGUGCACUGAACUGACAUGCAUGAUUGUUGAUGAAACUGUUCAGAUGAAGGGAAUUAAAUAGUCUAUAAUAUGCACCACCGCGGUGCUCAACUGUAACUGCUGGCAAAGUAAUCAAAGCUUAAAUACAACUUUCCAGUGCUACUAUUUUUGCAGUGUAAAAAAUCAGACAACCCCAUAGUAGAAUAGUUUUACCUAUUUACUUAAUCGUCAUGUUUGUGUUCUAUGCAAGAUAAAUAUUCCUCUCAAGGCGCAUUCUAGUUGCGAGAGCAUUAGGAGGGAAACAUGUAUUCUGACAAGCAGUCAAUGCACAACAUUUCUUAGUGCAAUUGCGGGAAAAAAACGUUUGAAAGCAGUUUUGGCAAAUGUAUUUUGGAAGCAGUUUUGGCCUUUGUUAAAAAAGAGGGGGAUCUGAGGAUAAUAGCGGACGAUAUUGCCACUCCUAUUUGCCAUAUCUUCAAUCCAAGCCUACUAGAAAGUGUGUGCCCUCAGGCCUGGAGGGAAGCAAAAGUCAUUCCGCUACCCAAGAAUAGUAAAGCCCCCUUUACUGGCUCGAGUAGCCAACCAAUCAGCCUGUUACCAACCCUUAGUAAACUUGAUGUUUGACCAGAUACAAUGCUAUUUUACUGUAAACAAAUUGACAACAGACUUUCAGCAGGCUUAUAGGGAAGGACAUUCAACAAGCACAGCACUUACACAAAUUACUGGUGAUUGGCUGAGCGAAAUUGAUGAUAAAAAGAUUGGGAGCUGUUUUGUUAGACUUCAGUGCAGCUUUUGACAUUAUCGAUCAUAGUCUGCUGCUGGAAAAACGUAUGUGUUAUGGCUUUACAUCCCCUGCUAUAUUGUGGAUGAAGAGUUACCUGUCUAACAGAAUACAGAGGGUGUUCUUUAAUGGAAGCCUCUCCAACAUAAUCCAGGUAGAAUCAGGAAUUCCCCAGGGCAGCUGUCUAGGCCCCUUACUUUUUUCAAUCUUUACUAACUACAUGCCACUGGCUUUGAGUAAAGCCAGUGUGACUAUGUAUGCGGAUGACUCAACACUAUACACAUCAGCUACUACAGCGACUGAAAUGACUGCAACACUUAACAAAGAGCUGCAUACUCCACAAGACAUGCCACCAGAGGUCUCUUCACAAUCCCCAAGUCAACAACAGACUAUGGGAGGCGCACAGUACUACAUGGAGCCAUGACUACAUGGAACUCUAUUCCACAUCAGGGAACUGAUGAAAGCUGUAGAAUCAGAUUUGAAAAACAGUUAAAUACACCUUAUGGAACAGCGGGGACUGUGAAGAGAUAAACACAGGAACAGACAUACGCAUACGCACACAUGCUAGCACACACUUUACACACACGUACAUUAUAAUAUUGUUGUAUGGUGGUAUUAUACGUUUUGUAUUGUAGAUAUGUAGUGGUGUAAUAAUGUUAUGAUGUACUGUUUUAUCUUUUGUUUUAUGUGUGAUGUAAGUGCCUUAAUGUGUUUGGACCCCAGGAAGAGUAGCAGCUGCCUGUGUAUAGGGCCUAAAAUAAGCUUAAAAUGGCCACUUUCGUCAUGAUAAAAAAAAUAAUGGUUUGUGAUACAAACGUAAAAAGCAUAUGAAACAUUCUUCCUCCCAAUUAAGCUAUGUGAGAAUUGCCAAAACAAUCUAAGAUACCCAAAAUAUUUUCGUGCCACGCUGGGGUGGAAUCAGAGUCUGAUCGUGACCAAUUCUGUAGCAAUAAGGUGGAUACUAAGCAAAGAUACUCAAUGGCCUCUUUCUUUUUCAGAUAACGUUGUUAGACCUAGCUAGCUAGCUAGCUAGCAAGCUAAUAUCUCUUAUCUAUUAUUCACUAGCUAUUUUAACUUAUUUGAUGUGAUAACUGCCCAUAUGAUUACAUGAUUUUUAACUAAUUGAUGUAUGUUUAACUCAUCACUCACUACUCCGUACUCAUUCAUUCACUACUUGUUGCUCAUCAUUCAAACUUCUUUGAAUGUGUAUUAUUGUUUUAUCGUUUGGUCAAUUUCUGUGUUUCAGGUCUCCCUCUCCCCUCUCUGCGGCUUAUGAUUCCACCACUGCGGCUGGUCUCAGCAGCCAUCUGGCAAACGAUCCAGCAGAGACACGUGAUGGAUUAUGGGAUGCUGGAGGAGUUUGUUACCAUGGUUACAGAGAUGGUGCCAGAGCUUCUGAAUCACAGUCAGAGGGCCCAACUUAUUCUGGGUCUUCGAGCACGGGUGAGAGAGAGGGGUGGAGCUAGUACUCAUUAUGACGGGAAAGAUGGGAUAUGAUCACAUUUAGUCAUGUUUAUUGUCUCAAAUAAGUGUCCUGACUGGUUUGCUCUGCUUUCAGCUGGUCCUGGAGUUGUGUCGCUCCAAGCCGAUCACAGACCUCCAGACCAUUCAGCCACACCUGGACAGGAUACAGACCCUCACACCUCUAUGGGGGACACAGGUGAGCUCCUUAGCGCAGAGCCUCAGCUAAUGUCUAAAACAGUCAGUGAAAGACAUUCAUGUAUUUCUGAUAUGACAAUGAUAGAUUAUGGUAAAAACAUAUGCAGACUAACUGUAGUGCUGAGCGAUUACUGCUUUUUGAUGUCGUUUCAGUUAGAUUAUUACAAAAUAAUCACGGUUUUCAGUUUUCAGUUUUAGUAUUUAUUUUUUUACAUUAAAUGCACUAUGCAUUAUGUGGGUUGAAUGCUGUAACAACGGCAGAAUAAAACAAUUAAUAAAAGUCCCAUGAUGGUAGUGACUGCCCAUUACUGCUUAUCACUUAUUAACCAUCAUCAUUUAUUCACAUUACUUUACUUUAAUAAAAUAUUUCAGUUGUUGUGUAUAUUAGGCUACAUUUGACUAUUGUUUCAUUCAAAGUCAUUUAAUCUCUAUAGAGCUGUUGCCUAUGCUGUCUGACAAAAUCACUAUUUUUCAAAGUACAUAAGGCAUACUUUUAUGACUGCUGAAUACCAACUAUCAAUCACUUAGAUCAUGUAUUUUCAGGUAGAGAUACCUCACAAAGUAACAGCUGCUCUCUAUAUCACCUCACGGUCGCACAUUCUUCUCCCUUCUCCCUUCGUAGCAGUUAUAAAAGAAAAACAGACUGGAUAAGUAGAUGCGCAAUGGAUUAUGAUCAUUGUAGUUAAUUACCACUUUUUAUGUAGAAUAUUGGCCUGUUGGAAACUACAACUCCCUACUACAUCGCACAGUUCCGGCUGGAUUUGAUUUAUCUCUAGAGAAAAUGUGCGAUGUGCGCAUUGAGCUCACAGAAAAAAAGAAGAAAAAAAUGGAAUUCAAAUAAUUGAACCGAGGUUGGUCAAUUAGUUGUUUAAAAUCCAAAGAUAAUAAUAUUCUGUGUUUAAGGCGACUGAUGCAGAGGUAGGAUUAUCUGAAUCCAAUUUCCUGGGGCUGGUUCAAACCCUUCUGAAAGACCCAGACGAAAGGAAACAUUUCUUCCAGGUUAGUGAGUAUGUGGGUAUGGAAUAGUUGUGUGUCAUUUCCAUGUGACUGCUGUGUAUUUUGACAAUUUAAAUACUUUUUUCUUAGCUCAUAUUCCUUUACUCUGUUUUAGGAUGUUUUUCCUGUAGAAUUUGGUCCCAGUUAUGACGCAGCCAUACAGAAACUCAUGUGGCAAUUCCUUUCGAGACUGGAGAAGCUACUUCCUGUGACAAACUUCCAACAGGUACUAGUAGAAAUACAAUUAUAUACAAUGCCUUCAGAAAGUAUUCAGACCCCUUGACUUUUUCCACAUUUUCCUCAGCAAUCUACACACAAUACCCCAUAAUGACAAAGCGAAAACAGGUUUUUAUUUACAUAAGUAUUCAGACCCUUUGCUAUGAGACUCGAAAUUGAGCUCUGGUGCAUCCUGUUUCCAUUGAUCAUCCUUGAGAUGUUUCUACAACUUAAUUGGAGUCCACCUGUGGUCAAUUCAAUUGAUUGGAUUUGGAAAGCCACACACCUGUCUAUAUAAGGUCCCAGAGUUGAAAGUGCAUGUCAGAGCACAAACCAAGCCAUGAGGUCGGAGGGAUUGUCCGUAGAGCUCUGAGACAGGAUUAUGUCGAGGCACAGAUCUGGGGAAGGGUACCAAAACAUUUCUGCAGCAUUGAAGGUGCCCAAGAACAGAGUGGCCUCCAUCAUUCUUAAAUGGAAGAAGUUUGGAACCACCGAUCGGAGGAGAAUGGCCUUGGUCAGGGAGGUGACCAUGAACCUGAUGGUCACUCUGACAGAGCUCUAGAGUUCCUUUGUGGAGAUGGGAGAACCUUCCAGUAGGACAACCAUCUCUGCAGCACUUCACCAAGCAGGCCUUUAUGGUAGAGUGGCCAGACGGAAGCCACUCCUCAGUAAAAGGCACAUGAUAGACCGCUUGAGUAUGCCAAAAGGCACCUAAAGACUCUCAGACCAUGAGAAACAAGAUUCUUUGGUCUGAUGAAACCAAGAUUGAACUAUUUGGCCUGAAUGCCAAGCGUCACGUCUGGAGGAAACCUGGCACCAUCUCUACGGUGAAUCAUGGUGGUGGCAGCAUCAUGCUGUGGGGAUGUUUUUCAGCGGCAGGGACUGGUGAGACUAGUCAGGAUCGAGGCAAAGAUGAACGGAGCAAAGUACAGAGAGAUCGUUGAUGAAAACCUGCUCAGGACCUCAGACUGGGGCGAAGGUUCAUCUUCCAACAGGACAAUGACCCUAAGCACACAGCCAAGACUACGCAGGAGUAGCUUCGGGACAAGUCUCUGAAUGUCCUUGAGUGGCCCAGCCAGAGCCCGGACUUGAACCCGAUCAAACAUCUCUGGAGAGACCUGAAAAUAGCUGUGCAGCAACGCUCCCCAUCCAACCUGACAGAGCUUGAGAGGAUCUGCAGAGAAGAAUGGGAGAAACUCCCCAAAUACAGGUGUGCCAAGCUUGUAGCGUCCUACCUAAGAAGACUCGAGGCUGUAAUUGCUGCCAAAGGUGCUUCAACAAAGUACUGAGUAAAGGGUCUGAAUACUUAUGUAAAUGUGAUAUUUCAGUUUUUUACUUUUAAUAAAUUAGCAAAAAUUUCAAAACCUGUUUUUGCUUUGUCAUUAUGGGGUAUUGUGUGUAGAUUGAUGAGGGAAACAAACAAUUUUAAUCAAUUUUAGAAUAAGGCUGUAAUGUAACAAAAUGUGGAAAAAGUCAAAGGGUCUGAAUACUUUCCAAAGGCACUGUAGAGGAACAUUGGACUUGACACUUAGGCAUUGUGUGAAUUCUACCUAUAUUCCUUCUAACUCUGUAUUCCUCAUUGUGUCAGGCUGCCUUGCUGCUCAGCGAUGUCCCCUCUGUUCUGGAGGAAUGUGUUGAGUCCGUGUCUCACCCUCAGCAGCUGAAAACCCUGCUUCAGUACCACAGAGAUCUCUGCCAGCUGGACAACCAUAGUAGGCAUCUCCCACAGGACCCAUCAUUUUCAUGCUUUAUCAUGGAUUCGUUUUAGACACCCCAUUGCAAAUGACGUCUGUGUGUUGAGUUUUGGUUCCCUUUUUCCUUCUUUUUCAGACCCUCCAUCUUCCACCGAUGGGGAUUGCAUUCUCUCAGCUCUCUGUCUUCCUCCUGUGGAAAGGGUGGUAAUUACAACAGAGGUGAAGAAAGAAGGAACAGGUAUUGAUGUAAAAGAAAGAGAAGGGGUGGAUAGCAGAUCAGGUGAAUGUGAGAAAAACAAAACAUCCUCUGUUAGUGAUGAUGAAGAGGCAGAGGAUGAUGCAGAGUUUUUUGAACAAGAGACAGACAAGGUGGAACCAGAGUACGAAACAGUGAUGGGUAUAGGGGAAGAUGGUAUAGAGAAGCCUUUAAAACUUCUCAAAAAGCCCACCAAAAAGAAAGAAGAAACCCAUGAUGAAAAAUGUAGAAAAAUGCCCAAACCUGGACAAAAGAGAAGCAUAGGCGUGUCUAAAGAAAUCAUAUCCUCCAUGAUACAAAAGCCCUCAGUGGACCUACAAGGGAUUGUCAUCGCUAACAUGACACAGACCCCCAAAUCAAAUCAAAAGGUCCCGAGAGCCAAAAGGUCCCUGGAGCGUAGAACAUGCAAGGUGUGCGGCAAGGUCGUCCAGCGUCCUGCAGUCUUGAGGAAACACAUGGUGACUCACACUGGUGACUGGCCCUAUCAAUGUCCCACCUGUAAGAAGAUUUACAAGGCCUUGGGAAGCUUCCAGGAACAUACUGAAAGAUGUGUCUUUCCUAUUGAGGAAACGCCUGAAGACAGUGAGUCGUCCAUAUCAGUGAUGCAAUACAAGGGUGUGAUGUUGAAGAAAAUUUUACCGCGGCCGCCAGGACAAAAAGCAGGCCCAAAUGAAAGAAAACAAAAACGCGUUGUCUGCAAGACAUGUCCUGUUUGUGGGAAGACUUUCGCCACAGGUUCGAGCAUGAAGCGGCAUCAGAUUAUCCACACUGAGCCCAAAAAGUGCAGAGUCUGCAAACACAUCUUCCCUAACUCUUCCGAACUGAAGAUCCACAUGGAGUCCCAUCCGAAGAAAGGAAUCCAUCAAUGUAGUAACUGUGAGAGGACCUUCAAGCACGAUUACAGUGUGAAGGCUCAUGAAGAGGCUUGUCUUUUUCUGAGUCGUCAACAAGGGGAGCUUGGAGAGAGCUGUGGUCCUCCAGCUAUGGGGCAGACAGACCCAGGGCCAUCAGGCAGUACACACCAGCAGAGCAUGACAUGGGAAGCAGGAAUCAUACCUCUCUCUGCAACUCUGAACAAUCAGAAUUCUGCCUUCACCUACAUGCAUUCUGUGGAGGGGUCAUCCGCAAGAGCUAAAAGGUCCCUGGAGCGUAGGACAUGCAAGGUGUGCGGUAAGGUCGUCCAGCGUCCUGCAGUUCUGAGGAAACACAUGGUGACCCACACUGGUGACUGGCCCUAUCGAUGUCCUACCUGUAAGAAGAUUUACAAGACCUUGAGAAGCUUCCAGGAACAUAUUGAAAGAUGUGUCUUUCCUAUUGAGGAAACUCCUGAGGACAGCGAGUCAUCCUCCACCUCUGCAACCAAAGACUCAUCUUCCACCCUGGAACCAAGUGCAUCUAUACAAUCAUCCAAACGCUGUGCAAGGUGUCCUAUUUGCCAUAAAUUUGUAUCGGGAUACCUGAGAUAUCACAUUCUAUCUCAUUCAGAUGAGCGCCCACACGCUUGCCCUCGUUGUGGGUCGAAAUACAAGUUCGACUUUGUAUUGAGGAGGCACAUGAGACUGUUCUGCAAGGUGAGGAAGGGUGAACCUGUUGAAUUAGGGGAAAAGAAAAUCCACAAGUGUAAUGAAUGUGGGAAGGAAUUUGGGCUAAAAUCCACACUGACGGCACACAAACGCAUCCACAACCCACUUCGCUGCGCCUAUUGCCGAAGGAUGUUCCCAGACCAAGAAACGCUUGCAAUACACAAGGUAGAGCACAAACCGGUUCAAUGCACCAUGUGUGAGAAAAGCUUCAAUGUGAUAAGAUACCUCUCCAGACACUACGUGGAUGACCAUCAGUUCAGUGGGCCGUUCCGCUGCACAUACUGUGAGAGAAGCUAUGCUGAGUUAUCUGUUUUCGUCCGACACGAGAGGACUCACACCGGGGAUCUCCCAUAUAAGUGCUCCAACUGUCCAAAGAAGUUCCAUUUUGAAACUGCUCUUGUGACACACCAGAGAAAGCACACAGGAGAGAAACCGUGCCUUUGCUGGGAGUGUGGAAAGAGCUUCCAAUCCAAGGGGAUUCUGAAAACACACAUGAAUCGUGUUCACACUCCUCAGGUGAAACGUUUCCCUUGUUCCCAGUGUAACAAAGCUUUCCGGGACAAGGGUCAAAUGAAGAUGCAUGAGAAUGUAUACCACAAAGGGGUGCGUUACCCAUGCUCCUACUGCGGUAAGGGGUUCUACAGCCCUGCCCCAUUGGCGAGACACGUAUUGAUUCACACAGGGGAGAAUCCUUAUUCCUGCACAUUUAAGGAGUGUACCAGGGUUUUCAAAUCGGCUUCUGAACUGAGGAUACACAUGAGAUACCAUACUGGAGACCGGCCAUUCAAGUGCAAGGACUGUGGGAAGGGUUUCGUUCAAGCCCAUUAUCUUACCAUACACCGGCGAAGUCAUACCGGGGAGAAACCGUAUUCAUGUCUCACCUGCAACAAGUCCUUCAGCACCUCCCAUCAGUUGAGCAGACACAUGAAGACUCACACAGGAGAGAAGCCUUACCAAUGUAUGGAUUGCGGGAAAGCUUUCAAUCGUAGAGACCGUUUGCGGACUCAUCAAGAUAAAUGCCACCCAGCUUAUUAG